This is a messenger RNA of Ceraceosorus guamensis, 446 nucleotides long. RefSeq lists its product as hypothetical. NCBI's taxonomy places the organism in Eukaryota, Fungi, Basidiomycota, Exobasidiomycetes, Ceraceosorales, Ceraceosoraceae. The transcript has a single exon. The record is from RefSeq and is a predicted model, not a curated record. The coding region runs from base 89 to 337 and encodes 82 amino acids.
CUUGCGCGACAUCAUUUCCUCUAUUCUCACCAUCCUUGACACGAAACACUGCACUGCACUGCACUGCGCCUCUAGAGCCGAAGUGUCCAUGUCUUUGUGGCUGGCCGCUUUCGAAAGGAGACACUUUUCGGUACUCAAGCAGGAGGAUCAUCUUCACUCUCGAGCCCUUCACCUCAAACAUCGUCUAGAGCACGAGCGCACACCCGACGGUCUCAUCCUACCGCUCAUCUCCACCUACGCCAUUUGGCAGAGCGCCAUUCUGAUCAUCGGACUCGUCGCUUGCGCUACGCUCAUCAUGAGCUGCGUUAGGGAUGACCUGUUCCACAGCCCUCGUUGAGACCAAACGAAGCUUCGGACGAGCACGAAGCGGUCCGAUUUCCACCUCUUCGCAGCGCCCCGGAUCGAUCCAUCCACUCGAGAGCCAUACUGCUCAUCUCCACGCUUCG